GUAUAUUAAGACGAGAUCCUCCCCCAUAUAACUUAAACAAUAUACAACAAUACAACAUCAAUAUACUACCAUAUUAUGAUAGCGUUGCACCACUUGGCAGUGCUGGGCAGUGUCCAACGUCAGACAAGCAGUCCAAUAGAUGCAUUUUGAGGACCACCUAGUAAUCUAAGGUUCGGUCAAGAUUACCUAGCAUGGUGUCGUGAUAGGUACCUAUGUUAUAUUUGUUAGGAUAAUCUGAUCAGCGCAUACAACCACGUUGACCGCCUAUGCUCUUGGAAUCCAAUUCACCAACCGGUUCCUACAAGCUCAUGUUCGUAUUUAUGCAUAGCCUCCACGAUAUGCUACUUGUUUAUAUCCAGACUGCCUAUUCCGCUUCUGUAUUCUCAUUUUAUUGAAUCGGACUAAGCUAGAUGCCCACCUUAGGUACCUAAGGCAGCCCACGCUAUCCUUUAGACUUACAGGUUUAUUUGCUCGCUCCCAUCUGACAGUAUGUCUGCCUUCUAUGGACUAAACUUUAGCACCCCGCUUGAGGAUUUGAUCCCCCCCCCUACAACAGUCAAUGAUACUCACAAGGUGUAUUCUAUUGCUGUAUCAUCUAUAGUGUUAGGUGUUAUCACCACUCUUGUCGUCUUUAUCCGCCUAGGUACUAGAUUGACGUCCAAGACCUUGGGGCCAGAUGACUAUGCCAUCAUCCCAGCAACUGUCCUUUAUAUCGGAUGGAUUGCUUUAGCCGGAUACAUGAAUUUGAACGCAGGAAUUGGCAAGCCGCUGUGGGAAAUAACUGUUGGCGAGUACGGAAGAUGGUACCAAGGAAUCGUAGCCGCAUUGUUUCUUUACCCUGCUAUGUCGGCCUCGGUACGAAUAUCUAUUCUCCUUCUCUAUCUACGCGUGUUCGCUCAAGGCAAUCGACGCCGAGCUCUGGUAUUGUAUGCUUCGUUAGCCCUGCAAGGAAUCUAUGUGGUUGUCUUCUCAAUCCUCCCUGGUUUUGUCUGCCGGCCGAUCGACAAUGUCAAGUACCCGCUUGAACACACGACAUAUUGUGACGACGUAUUCUAUGCGCAUGUACAAACCGGUCUAUACAGCGUUAGUGUCGGAUACGAUAUCAUUUUGCUCGUCCUACCCAUAUCUUGGGCAUUUAAACUUCAAUUGCCCAUGAGGAAGCGUGUCGGCCUUGUCAUCAUCCUUGGAUUUGGAGCAGGUUCUAGCGUCGCAGCAGCAUACAAGCUUGCGGUCCAAAUUACAGAGACUUGGGACCAUAAGCCAAGGAGCUUACAAUGGUAUAACUACUUAAUGUCGCGCUUUGUUCCUACGCAAUUCGAGACAUACGGAAGGACCUUCUGGGUUCCCUCGGUUGUCGAGCCGACAGUUGCUUUAAUCGGAGCUUCUUUACCUGCUUUAUACCAGUUAUCGAUGCAGACUUCACAGAAGCUUUCAUCGAUGAAAGCUAGUCCGGAAAAUAGCAAGCUAUCAGGCAGUGGCGUGCCAAGUGGAAGAAAGGACCUUUUCGGUGGAAGGGCAAGGACUUUAGGAAGUGGAUAUCAGAGUAUGAACGAUUCCGAUAUCGAACUCCAUAGAUUAGCAGUAUAAAAUACACAGAAAGUAAAUUUCAUCUUCUCAUGAA
Daldinia decipiens is the source of this 1621-nucleotide messenger RNA. RefSeq lists its product as uncharacterized. Bases 490 to 1587 code for a protein of 365 amino acids. The transcript is spliced from 5 exons. The record is from RefSeq and is a predicted model, not a curated record. NCBI's taxonomy places the organism in Eukaryota, Fungi, Ascomycota, Sordariomycetes, Xylariales, Hypoxylaceae.